GCAGUUCACUUUCCAGUGGUUGGGAGGGAACGUGUUCGAAAUGCCUGAGCCGGCCAAGUCCGCACCCGCCCCCAAGAAGGGCUCCAAGAAGGCGGUGACCAAGACCCAGAAGAAGGGCGACAAGAAGCGCAAGAAGAGCCGCAAGGAGAGCUACUCGAUCUACGUGUACAAGGUGCUGAAGCAGGUGCACCCCGACACGGGCAUCUCGUCCAAGGCCAUGGGCAUCAUGAACUCGUUCGUCAACGACAUCUUCGAGCGCAUCGCCGGCGAGGCGUCGCGCCUGGCGCACUACAACAAGCGCUCGACCAUCACGUCGCGGGAGAUCCAGACGGCCGUGCGGCUGCUGCUGCCCGGCGAGCUGGCCAAGCACGCGGUCUCCGAGGGCACCAAGGCGGUCACCAAGUACACCAGCUCCAAGUAGACUGGUCCUGAUCCUCACUUUGAACCCAAAGGCUCUUUUCAGAGCCACCCACUCAUUCAAUGAAAGAGCUUUUACACAGUAUGUUCCCGUGUCCAAUUGCUUUGAAAGCUUAAAUAAGAUGCAAGUAUCUCAUGUGGAGUAUUACUACUUGUUUCCUGGUCAAGCACUAAAAGAUCUAUUUUCAGAUUCAGUGCUUUGCGGUGUCGAACAAUUUCAGAUGUGUUUAAUGUGCUUGUGCAAAUGUUAUGUGUCUGUGUUAUUUCAUUACCCAAUAAAUACAAGUAGUGUCUUUUCGAUGUUAGUUGCAGUGCACUAACACAACUUCACUCUUAAAAAAUAUUACCUUUCAAUAGCUCUACUAACACAUUCAUUAGAGAAAACAA
Messenger RNA from Gallus gallus (chicken), 804 nucleotides. It is a transcript of the gene H2BC36, whose product is annotated as histone cluster 1, H2B-VII (similar to human histone cluster 1, class H2B, member N). NCBI's taxonomy places the organism in Eukaryota, Metazoa, Chordata, Aves, Galliformes, Phasianidae. The record is from RefSeq and is marked validated. Gene Ontology annotation, cellular component: nucleosome. Gene Ontology annotation, molecular function: structural constituent of chromatin; DNA binding; protein heterodimerization activity. The transcript has a single exon. Bases 41 to 421 code for a protein of 126 amino acids.